AUGCCUGCACGGCCAGAGUGGGCGCCAGAUGUGUCGGCAGCGCAAGACGCGUCUCAAAGGCUCUUCUUCACCAAAGUCAACCCCCAUAUUCCCACUAUACACACCUCUCCCCCCGCCCCCUCAUCACUUCCUGCACGGCCAGAGUGGGUGCCCGAUGUGUCGGCGGCGCAAGAGGUGUCUCAGAGGCCCUCCCGUGCUGCCUCGGAUGACGACCGGCUGUUUGAGGAGCGCCUGAGGGAAGUGCGCCGGCAAGCGGAAGAGAAGAAGCGGGCGAAAGCAGUGCAAAGCACAGCAGCCAUAGACUACGACAACCCGCAGACAGAGCCCCUGGUGGACACCGCUGCUCUCACCAAGGACCUCCCCACUAAGAUUGGCAUUGGCAUAGCGGCUACGGUGUUUGCAGCCAUCUUCGCCUUCGGAGACAUUCUCCCCGCCCCUUCCUCCCCCCCGCAGCAGCAGAUGGUGGAUGCGAGUGGCAUUGCAGUGAACAAGAUGAGCGACGCUCAGAGGAAGCAGCGAGAGGACCAACUGAAGGAGUUUGAGGGGCGGCUGGCGGCCACACCAGACAACCGGGAGGCACUGGAGGGAGCUGCAGUGCUGCAUGCGGAGCUGGGGCAGUAUGGACAGGCGGCUCAACGCCUGGAGCAGCUCAGCCAGGUCGCCCCGGAGGAUCCCGAGGUGCAGCGCCUUCUGGGGGAGGUGCGAUUUGAGCUGGGCGAGUAUGGUGCCAGUGCUGCGGCUUACAGGCGGGCAAUCAAGAUAUCGCCUGUGGAGUCUCUGGAGGUGCUGCAGGGGCUGACAGGCGCUCUGCUGGCUGACAACAAGCCGCAGCAGGCAGUGGACGAGCUGCUGGCAGCGCGGCAGCGGGUGGAAGCAGCAGCAGGGAAGGAGGCGGAGGAGCAGGAGGGGGUGGCGGAUGAGGUGCAGGUGGCGCUGCUGCUGGGGAAGGCGUAUGCGGCGUGGGGGCGGCCGGGGGAUGCGGCUGCGGUGUACGACGGGCUCAUUGCCUCACGCGCUGACGACUUCCGAGGCUACCUGGCCAAGGGCUUGUUUCUCAAGGAUAAUGGCAACCAAGCGGAGGCUGACAGAAUGUUUCUUCAGGCGAGAUACCUGGCACCAGACCAGGUGAAGGUGCUGGUGGAUCGGCUGGCAAAAAGAUGA
Molecule: messenger RNA, 1161 nt
Organism: Closterium sp. Naga37s-1
Lineage: Eukaryota; Viridiplantae; Streptophyta; Zygnematophyceae; Desmidiales; Closteriaceae
Source: the annotation of a GenBank genome assembly